Molecule: messenger RNA, 1484 nt
Organism: Tarenaya hassleriana
Lineage: Eukaryota; Viridiplantae; Streptophyta; Magnoliopsida; Brassicales; Cleomaceae
Product: protein SGT1 homolog A-like
Exons: 10
Coding region: 140-1225 (361 amino acids)
Biological process (GO): protein stabilization; defense response to fungus
Cellular component (GO): cytoplasm; nucleus
Molecular function (GO): protein-folding chaperone binding
Source: RefSeq, a predicted model, not a curated record
CUGGAACCAAGCCAGGGUCGUCUCGUUCUCUUUGUAUAUUCGUCGUACUUGGUCACCCUCUAAUUGACUUCUGUUUCGUGUCGUCUCCUUUCAUCUUCUCGCUUCUCUGUUUUCUCUUUCCGGAUUGAGGAAUUCAUCAAUGGCGAAGGAACUGGCGGAGAAAGCUAAGGAAGCUUUCCUAGAUGACGACUUCGAUGUCGCUGUUGACUUGUACUCCAAAGCCAUUGACUUGGAUCCCUGCGCAGAAUUCUUCGCCGAUCGUGCUCAGGCCAACAUCAAACUCGGAAACUUUACCGAAGCUGUUACAGAUGCAAACAGAGCAAUAGAGUUGGAUCCAAUGCUGACAAAAGCAUACCUAAGAAAGGGAACUGCCUGUAUGAAGCUUGAAGAAUACCGCACCGCUAAAACUGCCCUUGAAAAGGGUGCUUCCAUUGUGCCCAAUGAGCCAAAAUUUAAGAAGCUUAUUGAUGAAUGCGAUUUUCAAAUUACAGAGGAAGAAAAAGAUUUGGUUAAGUCGGGGUCAUCAACUUUGCCUUCUAGCUCUACACCACCAGCAUCAGCAUCCACUGUAUCCCCGGCACCGACUUUGGCGGAACCAGCCAAACCGAAAUACAGACAUGAAUUCUACCAGAAGCCGGAAGAAGUGGUGGUGACAAUUUUCGCAAAAGGGAUACCAAAACAAAACGUUAAUGUCGAGUUUGGAGAACAGAUUCUGAGUGUUGUCAUUGAUGUUCCCGGGGGUGAGGAUGCUUAUCAUUUCCAACCUAGAUUGUUUGGAAAGAUUAUACCGGAUAAGUGUAGAUAUGAAGUACUGUCUACUAAAGUUGAGAUCCGUCUCGCAAAAGCUGAUGUAAUCACUUGGACCUCCCUCGAAUACAGCAAAGCACCAGCGGUUGCAUUGAAACCGAACGUCUCAUCAGCAGCAGCAGCAGCUGUUCCUCAGAGGCCAGCAUACCCGUCUUCUAAGGCGGUAAAAGACUGGGACAAACUUGAAGCGGAAGUAAAGAAAGAGGAGAAGGAAGAGAAGCUGGAUGGGGAUGCAGCUCUUAACAAGUUCUUCCGUGAGAUCUACCAGGGCGCAGACGAGGACAUGAGGCGAGCCAUGAGCAAAUCCUUUGUGGAGUCGAAUGGGACGGUGCUGUCGACGAACUGGAAAGAGGUAGGAACAAAGAAGGUGGAGAGCACUCCUCCUGAUGGCAUGGAGCUCCGGAAAUGGGAGUAUUGAUUGAUCUCCCUCACCCCCUCCCUCAAACACUCAAAACUUAUAACUAUGCUUUCCGUUUCUGUCAUGACCCUUUGUCUUGGUCCCUCUCUCUGUUCGCUGUCGUUUUUUGGUUGUUAAGGUAGUGACAGUCAGUCUGCCCCCAGCAAUGCAAUGUUUUCUUGUCCCAAUAACUAAAGUGUUUGGUUUUGAAGUUAAACCAAGUUUUUUGAAAUUCUUCUUCCGUUGGUCUUUUUUGUGUAGUCUAUGCUUGUUCCCUGAC